Lutra lutra (Eurasian river otter) is the source of this 1890-nucleotide messenger RNA. RefSeq names its product dynein regulatory complex subunit 3 (gene DRC3). The transcript has 13 exons. The record is from RefSeq and is a predicted model, not a curated record. NCBI's taxonomy places the organism in Eukaryota, Metazoa, Chordata, Mammalia, Carnivora, Mustelidae. Gene Ontology annotation, molecular function: protein binding. The coding region runs from base 131 to 1702 and encodes 523 amino acids.
ACUUUCACCCAGGAUGUCUACCACGCGACUUCCCCUUAGCAACCGACUGGCCACGCUUGGUUCCCUUAGUAACCGGGCGAAGCGUCCUCUGCAGAGAAGCAGUCGGGUGGCUGGCUCUUGAGACGGGAAAAUGCAGCGGUUGUACGACUCCAUCGAGCCGAGAGUGAUGGACGCAGACAUGCUCAAGCUGGCUGUCGGAGAACAAGGGCCACAGGAGGAGGCCGGGCAGCUGGCCAGGCAGGAGGGCAUCCUGUUCAAGGAUGUCGUGUCGCUGCGGCUGGACUUCCAGAACAUCCUCCGCAUAGACAGCCUUUGGCAGUUUGAGAACUUGAGGAAGCUACAGCUGGACAACAACAUCAUUGAGAAGAUCGAGGGCCUGGAGCAUCUCGUACACCUGGUCUGGCUGGACCUGUCCUUCAACAAUAUCGAGGCCAUUGAGGGGCUGGACACACUGGUGAACCUGGAGGACCUGAGCCUGUUCAACAACCGGAUCGCCAAGAUCGACUCCCUGGACGCCCUGGUCAAGCUGCAGGUGCUGUCACUGGGCAACAACCAGAUCGGCAACAUGAUGAACAUCAUCUACCUGCGACGGUUCAAGGACCUGCGCUCGCUCAGCCUCUCUGGGAACCCCAUCGCAGAGUCAGAGGAUUACAAGAUGUUCAUCUGUGCCUACCUUCCCAACCUCGUGUACCUGGACUUCCGGCGCAUCGAUGACCACACGAAAGAGCUGGCAGAGAGCAAGCACCAGUACAGCAUCGACGAGCUGAAGCACCGAGAGAACCUGAUUCAGGCCCGGCUGGACGAUGAGCUGGCCCGGCAGGUGGAACUGGAGAAGCACAAGGCCGCGUUCGUCGAGCACCUGAACGGCUCCUUCCUGUUUGACAGCAUGUACACCGAGGAUGUAGAAGGCAACAAGCUGGCCUACCUGCCCGGCGUUGGCGAGCUCCUGCAGGGCUACAAGGACAAAUUCAUCAUCAUCUGCCUGAACAUUUUUGAAUAUGGCCUGAAACAGCAGGAGAAGCGGAAAUUGGAGCUUGACACCUUCAAUGAGUGUAUCAAGGAGGCCAUCCAGGAAAACCAGGAGCAGGGCAAACACAGGAUUGCCAAGUUCGAGGAGAAGCACUUGCUGAGUCUAAAUGCCAUUCGAGAGGAGUCUGACCUGACCAAUAUUGAGGUGAGGAUAGUGGAAUACGGCGAGGACAUCACGGAGCUGUUCAACGUGCUCAUGACGCUGGAGAUGCAGUUGGUAGAGCAGCUGGAGGAGACCAUAAAUAUGUUUGAAAGGAACAUCAUGGACUUGGUGGCACUCUUUAUUGAAAAUGUCCAGAGCCUGAUGGCCCAGUGCCGGGACCUGGAGAACCACCACCACGAGAAGCUCCUGGAGAUCUCCAUCAAUACUCUGGAGAAGAUCCUCAAGGGCGAGCUGGACGAAGACCUGCCUGAUGACGUGCGCGCACUUUUUGUUGACAAAGACACCAUUGUUAACGCUGUUGGGGCAUCACAUGACAUCCACCUCCUGAAGAUCGACAAUCGAGAAGACGAGCUGGUGACCAGGACCAACUCUUGGUGUACACACUUAGUGGACACGAUCCACAAGGAUGAGAUCAUGAGGAACCGCAGGCGAGUGAAGGAGAUCAAUCAGUACAUCGACCACAUACAGAACGAGCUGGACAACCUGGAAUGCGGUGAUGUCAUAGAUUAGGCCACACCCACAUUGUUCCUUGGAACCCAGCCAUGGGCCCUCGCAGCGCGCACACAUGCCAGGCACAUCCCUGACCGUCUCGCAGGCAUUAACUGGGAGUCUCUAGACCCACAGCCCCUCCCCCAGCACCAUUUUUCCCUGCCCCCUGGGAAAACUUGCAAAUGUAGAGAAAAAUAAAGGACCACAUC